AUUACCAAGUACGAAGUUUCUAAAAGAGAAGCGUUUAAUGAAGCCAAAAUGAAGUACGUGGUUGAGAAGAACCCAAAAGGCGUUGUGUUUUUCAAAGACUCAAAUACAGUUUUGGUACCUUCAGACGAUAUUUUGAAAUCUGCAGUUGCAAAAACUAAAAUGACUUACGUAGAGUUGGACUUGGUGGAAAUUGGUAAUUAUUUCGAACCAAACUUGAUUCCUGCUUCGUCGUGUCUUGAGUUCCCGCUUGGUAAAGGCUCCGGUUCUGUCGGGGUCAAACACACCAUUGGCAUCUCGAUAACCCCCAAGGGUGGGGCCAGUGUGUCUUUAUUGUUGCCCAUGGUGAUUGGGACUAAGUUUGGCUUCAAUGUUGGGUUUUCGGCGUCAUUUUCGUCAAAGUACACCUGUUCUGCUCAAAAUGGUAAAUCAUUAAGGCUUUUCUAUAAAAUUAACCUGCUUACCGUGGGCGGGAAGAAGAGAAAUUUUGUUUACGAUAAGCUAGCUGGUUUGUUACAUAAGGAAGAUUGGAUGAAUCUUUCUCAUGAAAAAUUCAUCACUGAUAAUUUACCAAUAUAUUACUGUGGAACCAGUGACUUGAUGGAUUUGAAAUGCGAUACUACAGGUAUUGAAUUCUCCGAUGAUGAACGUAACACUUUUCAAUCG
Molecule: messenger RNA, 663 nt
Organism: Hyphopichia burtonii NRRL Y-1933
Lineage: Eukaryota; Fungi; Ascomycota; Pichiomycetes; Serinales; Debaryomycetaceae
Exons: 1
Source: RefSeq, a predicted model, not a curated record